UUCCUCAACAUAAUUUAGUCACAGAAUAAACUAUAUAGGUUUAUACUGCAUUAUACUGUUUAUACUGUGGUUUAAUUAUGGUCAGUUAUGGUUUAGUUCAAUAGUUUAGUUUAAUUCAGUUUAAUUCCUGAGGUUAGGACCAGUUAAGACAAGUUACAACGUGAGGGUAGUGGAAGGAGAUGGAUUAUUUUAAAUCAAUAUUACUGGAAUUUUUAAUUUUUCUAUUAUUUUUUAACAAAACAUUUGCUUUGUAUGAAGACCAAGUUGAUAAAUUUGAUUGGAAGCAGUCAUACAUAGGAAAAAUAGAAUUUGCAAACCUCGAUUCACUUAAAAAAAUAAUAGUUGCCACUGAAGAAAAUGUUAUUGCUUCAUUAAAUUUAAAAAACGGACAAAUUGUAUGGAGGCAAGUCUUAGAAAAUCCAUUAGAGCAUCGUAUUAAGUUACUUCACGUUCAGAAAGAAGCAGUGUCGGUAUCAGGUGAUGGUCAUAAUUGGUUUGUAAGAGGUUGGGACUUAUCUUCUGGCACCUUGCUACGAGAAUGGACAAUUCAUCUUGAUAAGAACAUGACAUCUUACUUUACUGUAUCAGAAAAUAAGCUAUUACAUAUUGCUGCAGUACCUCAUUCACAUAUAGAACUUAGUAAGUAUCAUUUAUUAAGUGGUCAGAAUAGUGGAAAAAGUAUCAAAAUUAAUGGACCUUGGAUAAAAGAUCUUACACAAUGUACCAUAAGUGGCUUAUUUUUUGCAUGUCUUGACGAAAACAAAGUAAAAUAUAUAAAUCUACUCCAAGAACAAAAAAUGUAUGCUUAUGAUUUGAGUGAUGUAGGAAAAGAAUCUGAGUCUAUGUCAAUUCUGCCUUUUAAAUCUACUGAAUCUUCAGUUAUCUUGGUAAAAAAUGAUAAUGCCAAAGUGCUACGCCUAAACCCUGAUGGAUCUUUUUAUCUUUUGCCAUAUGAAGUAUCUCCUUCAGUUGUUUCGGCAACCAAUGGGGAACAAAAUAUAUUGCUACACAUAUCUCAAAUGGUUGAAAAUAAUGGCAAAUAUCAAAUUACAAAUUUAGAUACAUUAACUGGUGAAGAAAUAGUGUUUACCAUUGAAACAAACAAAGAAUUUUGGCAACCUAACAUUCUCUGUGCUAUUUGCAAAGGAACUGCUUGCAGGGUCUUGGUUCAAACACUAGACAACUCUUUGUCAGUUAUACAGUUGCCAUCUGGCAAAAUAGUAUGGACAAGAGAGGAAGCCUUAAGCCAAAUAGUUGCUACUGAAUUUGUGGAACUUCCUGUUUCUCCUCUAGAUGCUUCAAUUGAACAUGAGUUUGACAUCGGAUCUGGAGGUGUAAUUGACAUGUUUAAAAAAAGAAUAACCAGUCAAUUUAAUCAGUUAAAGCUUUUAAUGUCCGGAAGUCAAACUACUACAAAUACUACAUUAUGGAGAGAUGAUUUUGGUUUACAUAAACUUAUUGUAUUAGUCACUAAAGUAGGAAAGUUGUUUGUUUUGGACACUUUAACUGGAAACAUUGUUUGGUCCAAGUACUUACCAAAUACUAGUCCGUUUGAUGGGUUAAACAACCAAAUUGCAGCCCUUUUUGUCCAAAGAACAGCCCGACAUCACCCUCUUUCACCACAAUGUAUUGUUUUAAUGAAGAGCAGUAUUUCGGGAAAUGGUAUAGUGUACAUAUUUGAUCCAAUAACCGGAAAUGUUGUAAAUGUUAAAUAUUUAUCAUCACCUAUACAACAAGCUAUGCUGAUGCCCCAAGAGACGGAGAAUUUCUUAAAGCCAUUGAUCAUUUUUACUACUGAAGGACUUGUUGAGCUAGUUCCGGAAAGUGCUAUCAUGGAUUUAUAUUCUUAUAGACAUGUCUUAUUCAUGUUUAAUAUUAACAAAGACAGAAAAUCCAUAUCGGGAUACAGUUUUCGACAUAGUACUGAAAAAGAAGCAAAAGCAACGUUAAAAUGGAAUGUAGACUUUGGGCCUUCAGAAGUAGUUUCAUAUGGAAUUCGCCCCGCGUCUGAAAUUGUACAUUCUCAGGGUCGUGUUCUGGGUGACCGUUCGGUUCUAUACAAAUAUGUGAAUCCAAAUCUAAUUGCUUUAUCUACUUUAACAGAUGAUCCACUCCAUAAAAAUGUUCAUACAUUUUAUUUGAUAGAUGGAGUUUCAGGUUUAGUAAUCUACUCUGCUUGUCAUAAAAGAACCAGAGAACCAAUCCACAUAAUCCACUCAGAAAAUUGGUUAGUUUACACAUACUUUAAUGAGAGAUUUCGAAGAACUGAGGUGGUGGCUUUGGAGUUAUAUGAAGGUUCUUUCCAAAGUAACAGUACCCAUUUCAGUUCACAUGCUAUUAGUCAGCUGCCCCAUGUAGAAAGUCAGGCCUAUAUUUUACCUGCAGUUGCUUCAGCAGCUACAGUAACACUUACUGAAAGAGGUAUAACAAGCAAGCAUUUGCUUUUUGCUUUGACCAAUGGGGCCGUUACUCAGGUGCCGUGGAUGAUUAUGGAGCCUCGAGGUGCCUUUGGACCUUCUGGACCUGAAGAAGGGUUCAUUCCAUAUGUACCAGAGUUACCUCUUCCUCCUGAAGCUAACAUUAACUAUAAUCAAAGUUUGCUAAGAGUGAGAGGAAUAAGUGUGUCGCCGGCUAGAUUAGAGAGUACUUGUUUGGUUUUGGUGCAUGGUUUGGAUUUAUUUUAUACACGAGUAGCCCCGUCCAAAACUUUCGAUUUGUUAAAGGAAGAUUUUGACCAUGGACUUAUUGUUAUGGUGUUGGUUGGACUUACUAUUGCAUCUUUCGUUACGAAAUACCUUGCUUCACAAAAAGCUGUCAGGCAAAUGUGGAAGUAAGGAACACAUUUGUUGAGUUUUGUGAUUUGCGCAUUUAAUUGUAAAGGUAGUUAAUAAAAUAUAACCCAAUUAGAAAA
Molecule: messenger RNA, 2911 nt
Organism: Agrilus planipennis (emerald ash borer)
Lineage: Eukaryota; Metazoa; Arthropoda; Insecta; Coleoptera; Buprestidae
Gene: EMC1
Product: ER membrane protein complex subunit 1
Exons: 1
Coding region: 180-2834 (884 amino acids)
Biological process (GO): protein folding in endoplasmic reticulum
Cellular component (GO): EMC complex
Molecular function (GO): protein binding
Source: RefSeq, a predicted model, not a curated record